Messenger RNA from Sphaerulina musiva SO2202, 1170 nucleotides. RefSeq names its product short-chain dehydrogenase/reductase family protein. The transcript has 5 exons. NCBI's taxonomy places the organism in Eukaryota, Fungi, Ascomycota, Dothideomycetes, Mycosphaerellales, Mycosphaerellaceae. Gene Ontology annotation, molecular function: oxidoreductase activity. The coding region runs from base 189 to 1034 and encodes 281 amino acids. The record is from RefSeq and is a predicted model, not a curated record.
ACUUUUGCACAAUCCUCCAAAGGAAGUGAGGAGGUAACUUAGCCGUUUCAUCCCCCUCUAAAUUAAACAAUAACCCUUUCAACAUCACCGUUAUCGGCGCUCCCUCAGAGCAGCUAGGAGGUACAAGUUCACCUGGAUUGGUUUGCCCAAUUAGGAAAGCGCCACACAAAUAUCACUCCAACAACAGCAUGGCCAGCAAUACCACAGGACGCCUCGCAGGCAAGAAUGCCGUCAUCACAGGAGCUGCUGGAGGCAUUGGACUCGAGACCAGCAUUCUGUUCCUCCGCGAAGGCGCCAAUGUCUUGAUGACCGACAUCUCCGUCCCGGCACUCGAGAAAGCCCUCGCGAAGGCAAAGGAGUGCGCUCCUUCAGCAGGGGGCAAAGUCGAGAUCGCCAAGGUUGAUGUUUCCAAGGAGGCAGACAUUGAAAGCGCCGUUGCGAAAGUCGAUGCGUGGGGUGGCGUGGACAUUAUGUUCAACAAUGCUGGUAUCAUGCACGCCGACGAUGCAGAUGCCGUCGACACACCCGAGAAAAUCUGGGAUUUGACACAAAACAUCAACGUCAAAGGCGUAUGGUUCGGCAGCAAACACGCCGUCCUCUCACUCCGCAAACACCAGAAAACCAAAGGCAGCAUAAUCAACACCGCCUCAGUCGUCGCGCUCGUCGGCUCCGCCACACCCCAACUAGCCUACACAGCGUCCAAAGGCGCGGUAGCAGCCAUGACGCGCGAACUAGCCAUUGUGCACGCCCGCGAAGGCUACCGCUUCAAUUCCUUGUGUCCGGCACCUCUCAACACACCACUCUUGCAAGAUUGGCUUGGCGACGACCAGGCGAAACGGCAUCGUCGCGAAGUCCAUUUUCCUUCGGGACGCUUUGGAGAGGCUGUGGAGCAGGCUCAGGCUGUCUUGUUUUUGGCGAGUGAUGAGGCGAGUUUUGUGAAUGGACAUGAUAUGGUUGUGGAUGGGGGUAUGACUAAGGCGUAUGUGACUCCGGAAGGUCCGCCGACUCAGCCGCCUGUGAAUGCUGCUCGGUAGAAUUUUUGUGGGCUGUUGCGGGAAAAGUAGUCUGGAGGUGGGGAGGAUAGAUGCAUGGUAAAGCUGGUUUUGUAGAGACGGUUAUGAAUUCAUCCUCUCUGCUUUUGCGUCUUGUUCACGAUAAAGCAGCGGUAGG